GAAUGUAGAAGGAGAAUAAAAAUGGAGGAAGAAAGAGAGAACAAGACAAUAUAAAAGUGGUGGUGAACCAACAAUGCACAUGUGAAUAGAUAAUGGUAAGAAAAAAGAAUAACAAGUGUCAUCAUCACACGGAAAUGGGUCACAAAAGCUAAUAAUAAAGCUUUUCACAGCUGAGGAGCUUCAAAGAGCAACAGAUAACUACAACUGGAGCAGGUUUCUUGGUCAAGGUGGAUAUGGAAAAGUCUACAAAGGAAUGCUACCAGAUGGAACCAUAGUAGCUGUUAAGAGAUCUGAGGAGAUUGAGAGGAACCAGAUUGAGACUUUUGUCAAUGAAGUUGUCAUUUUAUCACAGAUUAAUCACAGGAACAUUGUGAAGCUCUUGGGGUGCUGUCUUGAGACAGAAGCACCAUUACUAGUCUAUGAGUUCAUUCCAAAUGGAACACUUGCACAACAUAUUCAUAGCAAAUACCAUGAAUCAUCUUCACCACUUUCAUGGGAUAGCCGGCUUCGAAUCGCAUGCGAGGUAGCCGGAGCAGUGGCCUAUAUGCAUUCUUCAGCUUCAAUUCCCAUCUUCCAUAGAGAUAUCAAACCUACUAACAUACUCUUAGAUAGUAACUAUAGUGCAAAAGUGUCUGAUUUUGGAACAUCAAGAUCAUUGCCACAAGACAAGACUCACUUGACAACACAAAUAGGAGGAACUUUCGGAUACAUCGACCCUGAAUAUUUCCAAUCUAGUCAAUUUUCGGAUAAGAGUGAUGUGUAUAGUUUUGGAGUUGUGCUUGUCGAAAUCAUAACUGGGAAGAAGCCGAUUUCGUUUAUAGAAGAAGAUGAGGGUCAGAAUUUGAUUGCUGAAUUCAUUUCUGUGAUGAAGGAGAACAGAGUUUGUGAUAUCUUGGAUCCCAAGGUAUUGAAGGAAGCUAAGAAGGAUGAGAUUGUUGCAAUUUCAAAUCUUGCAAUGAGGUGUUUGAGGCUAAAUGGGAAAAAAAGGCCAACAAUGAAAGAGGUUUCAGCUGAGUUGGAAUCAUUGAGGAAGGUACAGAGUUCCAUGUUGGUUGAUAACCAUGAUCAUCAUCAUGAUGAAUCAACAAACAAAUGUGAAAAAUUAUUGCAUAAACACAACAAUAGUGUAGUACAAGAAUAUGCAGAGGAGAGCAUUUUGCUGUCAUUACAAUUACAAAUGGAGUCCUCAUCCUUCUGAGAUGUUAUAUUAAUAACUGAUUCUAUGUUAGUUAUGACUUGUGUUUCAAUUUUUGGUCAUUAUUUUUCAUAUGCAUGAAGUGUGUGUUUCCUAA
Messenger RNA from Arachis stenosperma, 1292 nucleotides. Its product is annotated as wall-associated receptor kinase-like 1. Gene Ontology annotation, molecular function: protein serine/threonine kinase activity; ATP binding. Lineage: Eukaryota; Viridiplantae; Streptophyta; Magnoliopsida; Fabales; Fabaceae. The transcript has 2 exons. The record is from RefSeq and is a predicted model, not a curated record. Gene Ontology annotation, cellular component: plasma membrane. Bases 254 to 1198 code for a protein of 314 amino acids. Gene Ontology annotation, biological process: protein phosphorylation; cell surface receptor signaling pathway.